Molecule: messenger RNA, 1251 nt
Organism: Penicillium lagena
Lineage: Eukaryota; Fungi; Ascomycota; Eurotiomycetes; Eurotiales; Aspergillaceae
Product: saccharopine dehydrogenase family protein
Exons: 5
Coding region: 1-1251 (416 amino acids)
Biological process (GO): glycolipid biosynthetic process
Cellular component (GO): lipid droplet; mitochondrion; plasma membrane
Source: RefSeq, a predicted model, not a curated record
AUGGCGUCUAAUCGGCAAUACGAUAUCGUUUUGCUCGGUCCGACCGGGUACACCGGUCGCCUGUGCGGCGAGCACAUUGUGCAAAACCUGCCCACCGAUCUAAAGUGGGCGAUUGCCGGCCGCAACGCGCAGAAGCUCGAGCCCAUCGCCCAGGAGCUCAAGACGAUCAACCCGGACCGCAUCCAGCCAGAGACUCUGGUGGUCCAGCUGAACUCCAACGAGCUCAACGAGCUGGCUCAGAAGACCAAGCUCAUCAUCAACUGCGUAGGGCCCUACCACCUGUACUCGACUCCGGUUGUGGAAGCCUGCGCUGCCAACGGCACCCAUUACGUUGAUGCCACCGGGGAGACGCCGUGGAUCAAGCUGAUUGUCGACAAAUAUCAUGAAACGGCUAAAGCGAAUGGCGCUAUUGUCGGUAUCAUCCCCUCUGUCGGUGUGGAAAGCGCCCCGGCUGAUAUCCUGGCGUGGGCUCUGGUCAAGCAAGUCCGCGAGGACCUCUCGUGUCAGACCAAGGGAAUCAACAGCUGCAUCAAGGAAUUGAAGAGCUCCGGCCCUAGCGGCGGCACUCUCGACACCAUUCUCAGCAUCUUCGACUGGCUCCCAUCGUCCGAGCUUAUGAAAUCCAUGAAACCCUUCUCCCUCGCCGCUUCCGCGCCACCCAAGGAUAUUCCCCGGGAAUCAAUCAUGCAGAAAAUCCUGGGUGUGCGCUCGAUCCGCGACCUGGGCACGCUGACAACCUCCCCUAGCGGAAUCGCAGACAUCACGAUCGUGCACCGCAGCAGCACGCUGAUGCCCGAGUUCUAUGGCAACCGAUUUGUCUUCCACCAGUUCCUACAUGUGCGCAACGCAUUUAUUGGCGUCGCUGUCCACGUCGGCUUUAUGCUCGGUCUGGCGCUCCUCGCACUCUCGCCCGUGCGCUGGCUGGUCCGGAAAUUCAUCUACACUCCUGGUAAUGGGCCGCGGAAGGAGGAUUCGCUGAACGACCGGCUCGAGUACCAUGCUGUCGCUACGGCGGACCAGAAUACCCCUGCUCCGCAGCGCGUGUUCGGCAAGCUGACUUACCAUGGCAGUAUGUACCUGCUUACGGGUGUGCUGCUAGCCGAAGCUGCGAUGGUGAUUCUCAAAGAGGAGGAGAAGGUGAAGAAGGUCUCGCGGGGCGGUAUCGUUACCACCGCUACUUUGGGCCAGGACUUUGUCGACCGCCUGGACAAUGUGGGCUGUCGGAUUGAAACCAAGGUUUUCCAGUACUAG